UAGCGAAAAAAGGAAAAUAGAUAAACAUAUAAAACUAAAGUCCUCAUUUAGCGGCCUUUCCUGUUUUCUGUUACAUCCAUUUGUCCCGAGAAAGAAAUUAAGAAAAAAAAAAAACCAUAGCCUAAUUCAAGAACAAACACAAAAACACAAAAGAAGAAGAAGAACGAAAAAAGGGACACGAUCUCUAGGUCUUGUUCAUCCGUGUUUCAGAUCUAGUGGUCGGGAAUUCGAAUGGAUCAAAGAACAGGUGAUCCAAGAAUAUACAUCGUCACUCUUCUCUUUCUUUCAUGUAUCAUCACAGGAGGAGUCCUUCUCGGGGUUUACCUCCUCCAACACGAUGCAAAUCCUCUGUUUCUAGAAGCGGGUAUGCUCUUCGUUGGCAUCCCUUGGUUCUUCUGGUUCUUGGCUUACCUCUACUCCUGCCUCCUCAAGCCUUGCAUCGUCUCCCUAAGCCAAAGAGUUUCUAGAUUCGAUCCGGAGAAAGGAGGGGAGCAGGAGGAGGAGGAGAAGAACAAUAAAAGCAUCACGGAGAUCGCCAUGUCAGCUUCAGAACCCGUGGCUGCGGUGGAGCCGCCGAGGGAUGGUGAGAAGCACGUGCAGUUCGGGAAUGUUGUGGUUCUUGGAGAUGAAGGAAGAGGAGGAAAAGCAGCAGAGGAGGAGGAUGUAAAUGAGAGAAGUACUAAUAAACUGAUUCCGGAUCAUAUGAGGAUGGGAGACGAAGAUAAUCAAGAACAUAGUGGCGGUGAUACGGAUUGCGAUAGAACUCCUUUGAGAUUAUCCGUGGGGAACAAAUGAUCAUGGAAUUGUCUUUUUUUUUCGGGUUGUAAACACAGAGAGGAAAGGCUUUGGAAACAAAAAAAGCUAGCCCUAAUAGACGUGUGAGACAAGGAACAACGUUUAUUUGAGUAUGAACAAAAAUGAAAGUUCGUCCA
Molecule: messenger RNA, 932 nt
Organism: Raphanus sativus (radish)
Lineage: Eukaryota; Viridiplantae; Streptophyta; Magnoliopsida; Brassicales; Brassicaceae
Exons: 1
Coding region: 232-795 (187 amino acids)
Source: RefSeq, a predicted model, not a curated record